Molecule: messenger RNA, 858 nt
Organism: Trichoderma citrinoviride
Lineage: Eukaryota; Fungi; Ascomycota; Sordariomycetes; Hypocreales; Hypocreaceae
Exons: 6
Coding region: 1-858 (285 amino acids)
Biological process (GO): mycotoxin biosynthetic process
Source: RefSeq, a predicted model, not a curated record
AUGGCGUCCAAAGAGCCUCUUCCAGAAACCCCCGAGCGGUCAUCAACGUCGACCCUGGGCGACUACGAACUGGACACCCAGUAUCUGAUGAGCAACGAGAAGGCGCGCAAGAGAAACUCAUCUCAGCAGAAGCGCAACUGGGUCUUCCUGGCCGUCAACUCCUUCAUCCUGCUGCUCAACAUUGGGGCGCUCCUCAUGAUGGGCGUGACCAAAACCGUCACCGUGACUCACCGAGAAAAUGAAUUUCCCGACUUACCGCAUCAGGAAUGGAUAGACGGUGUGAUAGAUUGGGAACUGCAGGUGUACGAUGACCAGUUUACGAACCACGGCCAGUUCCGUGGCGUGCCUCGUCCAGAGCUGGACGAUGCUUGGUCCGAGAUUCUGCAGAAUUUCACUCUGCGUAUUCCCAAGCCUGGCUGGAGAAACGCAAGCACGCCCACCAGCAUUCUCACCGAGUGGGGCGAUGAGGAGGGAGGCAUCAUGGGAACCUUUUCCUUCUUGCACAACAUUCACUGUCUGAGAACCAUUCGACAAUACAUGCUGCCGGAUGCGUACCCCAAGAUUGCGGAAAAGUACAAGCCGGGACCCAACUCUCCUAUUCCUACACACAUUGACUUUUUAGAUCACUGCAUUGACAUUCUCCGUCAAUCCGAGCUCUGCCACGCCGACAUGGCCCUCAUGACCUUUGAGUGGCGCGAGGGCGAGCACGACCCCGUCAACAUCCACCACACUCCUCACGUCUGCGCCAACCCGAACAAAAUCACAAAGUUCCUGGAGCAGCACACCGUUUUUCCUUUUGGCCUUCUUCGCAACCCUUUCAAUGGAGAGGUACCGACUUGGGAGACGAACCCUGUCUAA